UUUGACACCAGCUUUAUUGACAAAGCAACUAAAUAACCACACACACCUGUAGAGAACACUGCAGUUCAAGGCAGUCUGCUACACUGCAGAUCACCUGGCUAUUAAUUUGUACCAUUAUUAAAUGUAUUAUAUUCACUUUCUUUCAUCAUCUGGGGUUCUGGACAACAGUGGCAUUUUAAGACAGGGAGGUUCAUCAGACAGAAACAAUUCUUUGUGAGAUUAUACUGUAGAUUUAGCACUGAUUUUAGUGUUUUCAAGGAACCUAAUGUCACACAAAUACCUGCCUAUACAUUUGACAUUUAGUUUUCAUAUUUUGUCAUAUCCAUGAAAUACUGGGUUUAUUGGGUUGACAGCUUAUGUUAUCCACAUGAACAAAGUGACAGAGUGCAAUCACUGAAGGUGAAUUUGUUUACGUUUGUGUUUUGCCAUAACUUUGUGGUCUGGUAAAAUAAGAAAGGAAAUGAAGGAAUGGAGAAGGGAAGGAGACAAGGAUGCCACUACACAGUGUUGGGUCGCGGCCUGCUCUAUUCCUUCGACUCUGUUCACCUCCAUUCACACAGUAAAUAAAAGCAUGGAGGCUCAGACUCUCGGGAUCUAACACCGAACAGCGGGGGGUAAAGACACUGCCGCAUGCGCUCUCCCUUUCACCAAAACACACAGGAAGCAAGCGGGACAGCGUCGAACGCUUUGCCACUUGGAUUGAACUCAUUUUACGUGGAAGAGAGGAUUGUACUUGGUGACAGGAGCGGGGCAGCCCGCCGUGCUGAGCAUGAAGCGGGCGGCUGUAGUGGCCAGGCACAAUGGCCUCGUCUCUCCGCUGGGGAACAACAACUCCGGGGCUUCGAGCAUCGUUUCACCGCCCCAGCCGAAAGCCACUAGUAUCUCUGCUUCUGCCGACAGCGGUAUAGGCGGUGGGAUGGACGGCCUGUUGGAUUUCUCCAAAGGCCCCACCGUCAAAACCGAGCUGGUUUGCAAAUGGAUUGACCGAACUUCUUCGAGACAGAGGCUUGGGCGGACGGCGACAUCCGUCUGCGACCAAACUUUCAGCUCCAUGCACGAGCUGGUGGACCACGUCACCACCGAGCAUGUAGCAGCGGGGCUCGAGACCCUCAGUCAUGUCUGCAUGUGGGACGAGUGUAUGCGCGGCGGGAAGGCAUUUAAAGCCAAAUACAAACUCAUCAACCACAUUCGCGUGCACACCGGGGAGAAGCCUUUUUCAUGCGCAUUUCCCAACUGCGGCAAGAUGUUCGCACGCUCCGAGAACCUCAAGAUCCACACGCGCACGCACACAGGUGAGAAGCCGUUCCAGUGUGAGUUUUGCGAGCGCCGCUUUGCCAACAGCAGCGAUAGGAAGAAGCACUCACAGGUCCACACAGCCUCAAAGCCCUACGACUGCAAGGCCAUGGGCUGCACCAAGUCCUACACCCACCCCAGCUCCCUGCGCAAACACAUGAAGGUUCACAUCAAGUCAUCACCUACCUCUGAACCCCAGGAUGCGUACGACUCCAUCGCUCAUCAACUCCAACAACCUCAUCAGGCUCUCAUCGAGCCCCUUGACCUUAAAAUUAACCGCCUCUCUCCGUCGCUUGCCAACAAAAACGCUCAUUUUCCUCUUCUGUCCAAUAACGAAUUGGAUAUCAGCUCAGCCAGUGAAGUGGACCACAAGCUGCUGCUGCGGAGUUCAUCUCCCAUGGCGAUGCCGUUGGAUCUCUCUCUGUCAGGCCUGAAGAGUCAGCUGUCCCAGAAGCAGCAAAGUGGCAGGACCCCACGCAGGAGCCAGCGUUCAGUCAACCCAGCCUUACCUCAGUUGUCUAACAUUAAGGAGUGGUAUGUCUGUACCAGGACUACAGCACCACACUUUCCUCUACUUCACCCAGACCACAUCAAAUCAGAACCUAGUGAUGAUGAGGAGUACGUCACGUAGGAUGGACGGACUGGUGAAUUUGGACGUGAAGAACACACGUCAUAUAUUGUCAGAGUCAGGUCAGGCCUGGAGAUGCUCUGUGGAAUCAUAGUAAUUUUUCAGAACCAGCAGUUUUAUGGUUCAUUGGCCCUUCUAAGAUGGAGAAAGUUGUGAUCAGAUUGGAGGUUUUACUCCAUCUCAGAUACAAAAUUCAGCUUGGACAUCGUCCCAGUGUGUGGACCAAAAGCAAUGGCUUACACAUUGCCAGAAGGGGCAAGAGGAAUUCCAUCGUUAUAGUUAUAAAACAAAAUGUUUGGCACGAAACUGAAAGCUGUCUAAUCAGUGUUAGCAACCUAACCUGAACUAACAAAGGGGAUAACAUUGUGCAAAUGGACCAGGGAAUGUUGGUGACUGCUCUGCCUGCUGUUAAGAGGGUGUGUGUACAUGAAGACCUCUCUAGAGAGACAGAUUAUUGACCAGUUUAUCUAAGAGCUCCAGCUAGAUGAAGCAAUUUCAAGGGCUAAUUUGACACUGAUGGAAAGUGGUUCAUGUUAACCUGAGCUCACGGUAGCACUGUCCACAUUGUAACACAGCAGAGCCAAAACAGCAGGCAUACAAUGUGGGCCUGUCAAAGGUCCACUGUGUAGGAUUUAGGGGCAAGAAACUGAAUAUAACUUUCAGAAUUGUUUUUUCAUUAGUGUAUAAUCACCUGAAACUAAGAAUGCUUGUGUUUUUGUUACAUUAGAAGCCUUCUGUAUCCCCAGAGUGAGUGGAUCCUCUUCCACGGAGUGUGACACGUUUGUACAGAAGCCCAGAAUCGACGAACCAAACACUGGCUCUGCAGAGGGCCUUACUCGUUUUUAGUGGCCACUGCAAGAGGAGGGUGAGAUGAGAGGUAUUCAGUUGGUUGCAAUCUGUAACCUCACCACUAGAUGCCACUAAAUCCUACACACUGAACCUUUAAGGUCUCAGUAUGCUUUAAACAAACUAGUUUGUACAGUGUCAGAAAGUGAUAAAAACUGAUAAUGCUGUCAGAAAUGGGGGUUUGAAAUGCUGUUUGGUGGUCCAACAAGCACUUUGUUUGAAGAAAACUGAGGCCUUUACUAACAAACCAUUAUUAGUAAUAACUUGUUGAAAAGUGUUUCAUGUGGUCACGGUCUUAUCCAAUGCGUCUGCAGUUUGGAAGACAGUGGGACUCAUCUUGCUUUGUACUGCUCAUCAAGUGUCUCUUACCCUCAUCAACUCUAUGGACCUGUCAGUAGGUUUUUUUUUGACCUGCAUCUGUUUACACUCCAUUUGCAAUUUAGUCAAGAAGGUUACCAAAAUUACCAUAUAUGUCAUACCCAUUUCCCUUCAACAUGAAAAUGUGUAUUAAAUGAAGACAUCUAGUAUUAUCCCUUCCCUUAUCAAAUGGUGCAGCCAUAAAAAGAGGCGUCAUGGAUUUGAAUAUUUACUCAUUGUAAAGCUUCCUUUGUAAGUGAAUCAACGAAACGAGCAGAAUGUAUUGUGUCAGACUGUUGUACAACUUGAAAACAUCUGUUUGAAUUUACUGCGUUGAGAACACUUUUAAUGGCUCACAAGUGACUUUUACCAAUGUACAUUAUUGGUCAUUUCAAGAUGCAUUUGAACCUAGGACAUAAGAAAACCCACCUGAAAGAAUAUUGUUUAAAAGCACGGAAGCCUAUUAGCUAAGAGUGUGAGUUUAAAAAAAAGAUCCUGUAAGUCUUUAGAAUGAAAAACUUCAAAUAAUUCCUCAAUUCCCAAAAGUACUUCCUUUCAAAAUACUUCCCUAACAUCUCAAAAUAGUGACUUAGUAUCUCAAAAUAAAAAUCAUAAUCAUCACUUGGAGAACGUUUCUCAUUGUUCUCAGAUACUAAGUCUUAAUCCUGAGAUACUAUAUCAUUAUUCCAAUAUACUGUAUCAUGACUUAGAGGAUCUUUUUUUUUCACCACAUUGAGAGAAAGGGGCUGUCAUGGAAAUGUACACUAACACUAACAAAUGCUGUUUUAAGGGAAGAUUACGGUAUGUUACAAACCAGGGAGCAGGUGUAUUAAUGAUGGUACAUUCAAAAACCAUGCAUACAACAUUUCCCACACAUUAAGUGGUAUUUGUAAAAGGACCUAAAUGCAUACUUCAUACCUGUCGUAGUCUACACACAGUUUUAGCUGAGAUAGCUGCAGGUGUUAGUAUAAGGGGGACAUGAAAUAUAAGGUAAGAGAUGUAACCUUAGAGUGAAACCUUGUUUGUCCACUGAUUGUUAUUAUGUUGCAGUCUAUACUGUGUUCUGUAAAAUGUCACUCAGAGACACAUUUAUAAAGUUAAUUUUAAAUUAU
This is a messenger RNA of Scatophagus argus, 4236 nucleotides long. Its product is annotated as zinc finger protein ZIC 4-like. The coding region runs from base 770 to 1924 and encodes 384 amino acids. Gene Ontology annotation, cellular component: nucleus. Gene Ontology annotation, molecular function: RNA polymerase II cis-regulatory region sequence-specific DNA binding; DNA-binding transcription factor activity, RNA polymerase II-specific. Gene Ontology annotation, biological process: central nervous system development; regulation of transcription by RNA polymerase II. Lineage: Eukaryota; Metazoa; Chordata; Actinopteri; Scatophagidae. The transcript has 2 exons. The record is from RefSeq and is a predicted model, not a curated record.